CCGCCGGGAGGAGCCGAGUGACACUGACGCUCCGCUCUAUGAGCUUUGCUGCGCACCAACCGAUUUACGGCAGCGCGGCCGUUGGCGUCGAGACCAAAGAUCUGGUUGAGACGGAGACGCCGGUGACGGAGGCUCGAAUCACAGCCUCCUGUCCCCGACCCGCCGCUCCCAGUCCCAGGGACGGGCAACCACAACAACUCCCCCGAAGCGGCGGUGGCGGCAACAUUGGCAUUGUGGACGCUAUGCUGCACAAGGACAUUCGGCCCUUCGAGUCCCUUCCGCCACUCCGCACCACCAUGGCCCAUGUGCCCUCCACAUCAGGCACCUCAUCUAUCUCCCGCAACCACCAGGCCAGUGUGCUGGAGGGUUCCACAUGCUCACCUCUCUCCUCAGUCCUCAAUGUAUCACCCUGCAUCCUCAGACCAUACCCCACCAUUUUUAAUCAUCCAACAGGAGCGUGACAUCCUCUCCACGCCCAAACCCUGCUUUACAAAAAGAAGAGCCCUGACCCAAAAUGUCACACAUUGAUGUUCUCCAGACAUGUGUGGAAAUCCCGGUGUGGGCAGGGGGACACGCCCCGCCCGCGUUUUGAAAGGUGAGGGACCAUUUUCCCCCAUGUUUUGUAAUCGGAUUUUGAAAUUCGGUUAAAAAAAUUAAUUAAAAUUUCCGCUUUCCACGAGACAGUCUCUGUUAACAUCGUAUUAACACGAUAUGUCACCAGUUGUGUUUUGACCUUCAAGUAUUACUAAAGGUAUUCACAGAGAAUUUCUUAAAGCUGUCUGAUGUGGGUCCAAUUACCAUUUGGAUGUAUUGGUGGACGGAUAAGAUUUAAACAGGUAUCGGAUUUAAACGGGUCAGGUCAUUAAGGGCUGCAGUUGAACGGGUUAGUGGCUGGCUUGCAGGUAAGUCUCUCAUUCACGGUCACUUAUUUAGUAUUUUUUCCCAUCUCUCUCUCUAUCUCCCUCCAAGGUUGUUUCUUCUGUUUGCCUUUAUUUGCUUCAGUUUUAUUUGUUUAAGUUAUUUAUCACAUUGGAGAUUUUGAAAGAUUCAAGCGGGUAUCAGGCGCUUCAUAGGGCUGAAUCGGCCCAUUUGCGGGGUUUUUCAUUGCCCGGCGAGGCUUAAAAUCAAAUUGCUGCAUCGAGGCGAUCGGGGCUCCCGAUGUUGAAGCCCCCGCUAGCCAAUUUUAAGCCGCGCCGGGCGAUGAAAGGCCCUGCAAACGGGCCGAUUCAAACCCCAUGAUUCAGGGCGGACAAAUUUGUUUUUGCAUACAGCCAUACAGUAAAAUAAAGAACACAACCCACAAAUAGAGUCCAACAUAAAACAUCCCCACACAGCAGAAUCGAAAAGUUUCCCACUAUGAGGGAAGGCACCAAAGUCAGUCCUCUUCCUCUGAUGUUCACCUGUGGUCGGGGCCUCCGGAGCCCUCCGCAGUCGCCGCUACGGGCAGUCCGCCGCUCAGGCCCACUCCCCGGGAUGAUGGAACUCCUGCGUCGGAACGUGAGGUCUACCUCAGCGGCUUGGGCCUCUGAAUCGGCCGCUUCCUACCGGAGUCCGCGGCUCCCACAUCCCCGGGCGGAGAUUCACACUGGCGGCCCUCGGCAAAGGGCCCCAGGGACGCCGCGAUGUUGGAGUCAGCUGCUCUCUAGGUGUCAGCAGCUCUACAUUGGUGAGACCAAGUGGAGGCUUGGCGAUCGCUUCACACAACACCUCGCUCGGUUCGCAAUAACCAACCUGAUCUCCCGGUGGCAUCCUGAAGCAGCCUGAGAAGGGAAUACCAAACAACACAACUGCAUUUUAAGUGAAGGAUAAAUUACUGAAAUAGUGGUGGUGAUCCUCUCCUAUGCCUUUCUAGAUCACCCAUUUUGGAUGCUCUAGGAUUACUUGGCAGAUAGCCUUUACAUAUUGGGUAAGGGGUUGGUGUUGUCUGAAGGACAAGUGAUGGCAAGGACACCAGGGGAAUUUCAUGCUUUUCUUCUAAUAGUGCCCUGUGUUCUCUUUGAUUGGAUUGAAAGAUACAGCAUGGAAACAGGCUCUUCGUCCUGUCAAAUCCAGGCUGACCAUUGAUCAUCCGUCCACACUGUUCUAUUUUAUCCCGCUUUCACAUCCACUUUCUACAUGCUUGGGGCAUUUACAGAGGCUAAUUAACCUAGAAAUGUGCACCUCUAGGAUGUAGGAGGAAACCGGAGCACCUAGAUCACAAGGAAACCCACGUCACAAGAAGAAAGUGCAAACUCCACACAGACAGCACCCGAAAUGAAGGUCAAACCUAGAACUCUGGCACUGUGAGACAGUAGCUCCAUCAGCUAUGCCAUGAUACCACCCUUUUUAUCCUGCCUUGAGAGUGGAGGUUGAUCGCUCAUCUAAAAACUGCAAUACAAUCACCAGUGCCAUAGUAAUGCGCUGCAGUCAGUUUACACAAUUGUACUGAAGCUUUUGGAUUGGGCUUGGCAUCGCACAAAAGGUCUGAGCAGAACUUAAUGACUAAAACAAUAGAACAUAAUGUCUUGGUGGUACAGUUAAAUAAAGUUAGCAGGUAGUGUUUUGCCCCUUCAUAAGAAUACUUCUAAUCAAGAUGGUAUCCAAAGCAGUCCUGAAAUUCACAAUAAUCGGAGUAGCCACAGUAAUUGUAUUGAAGAGAGAGAAUAGAAGAGAAAAAUACCAAGUCUGAUGAAAGUUUGACAUUUCAAAGGCAAUGAAAUGACAAAUACUGACCUAAUUCUAAAGGAAUCUAUUGUAAAUAAAGUGUCAUAUCCAGCCUUUUUAAAAAAUCAAGAUCAUAUGAUUACAGUGCUCAACAGUACCUCCCUCCACCCUGCUGAAAUUGCUCAAAACAAAGAUAAGAACCUGCGCCUGGCAGAGGUGGAGAAAUUACAUUAGAAGUCCAAAACAUGGCAGCAAAGCAGAAUUUCCAGUGCUUGGAGGACCAGCUCGUGUGCCCUGUUUGUCUGGAGGUCUUCAAGCAGCCUUUGAUGCUCCAGUGUGGUCAUAGUUAUUGCAAAGACUGUGUCCUAUCUCUGUCUGGAAACCUGGACAACUAUUUUACCUGCCCUGUGUGUCGGAAGAUGGUGGACAGCAGCAGCUCUUCUCCUAAUGUAUCACUAGCUCGUGUUAUUGACACCUUGACAGUGAUAAGUGGGUCCAGUGGCAAUCAAGAAAACUGCAGGGAUCACCACAACCCCCUGAGCCUCUACUGUGAGAAAGACCAUCAGAUAAUCUGUGGACUCUGCGGAAUUAUUGGACAACACAAGCAACAUAAAUUAACCCCCCUCUCCAGUGUGUAUGAGAGGAUGAAGGAACAACUUGCUUUGCUCAUAACAGGAGCUCAGAUGCAAAAGAACAACAUGGAGAGGGACACAAACAGAUUAAAACACAACAGAGCUCGUAUUAUUAAUGAAUCUGAUGUCUGCAAAUUAGUGAUUCAGAAAGAAUUCCAGGAACUCAGAGGUUUGGUUGAUGAGGAAGAGGCCAACUUCAUUCAGUCCACACAGUUAAAGUGUACCACUACUGUUGAAACAAUUGAUGAACAACUGGAAGAAAUGUCCAAAACACUGAAACAGCUGAAGGAAGUUGAGGUUUCAUUGAAAAAAUUGGGCAAUGAAAAUCAUUUAGAUUUCAUAAGAGAGUACAGUUCGAUCGCCUCAAUUUGCAAACAGAUGCCGGAGCCACAAUCAGACAAAAUCUUCAGUACCGUUUUGUUCAAGCCUGGCUUUAGGCAUGAUGAUAUUAAACUAACCGUUUGGAAAAAACUGCAGAAGCGGAUUUUACCAGAACCAGAGGAAUUAAAAUUAGAUCCCAGCACUGCACACCCACUUCUGAUCAUAACCAACAGUAGUACCAGGGUAGAAUGUGGAACUUACCUCAAGCGCUUGUCGUUGGUACAGGAGCGAUUUGAUUACAACACCUGCAUUCUUGCUAACAAAGGGUUCUCCUCAGGCAAGCACUAUUGGCAAGUGAUUGUCGAUGACAAGAUUAGAUGGCGCCUUGGUGUCAUCAAAGGUACCACAGGCCGCAAAGGGAAGUUGACCAAGACUCCUGAGAAUGGUGUGUGGAUGAUUGGAGUGAAAGAAGGAAAAAAUUAUGAGGCAUAUCAGAAUCCCAAAAUUCAGCUUUCACUCUUGGUGAGGCCACGGAAGAUUGGCGUGUUCCUUGAUUAUGAGGGAGGGCGACUUUCAUUCUAUAAUGUGGAUAAUCCGGAUGAGCUGAGUUUGAUCUAUGUUUUUGAUUCAGCCUUUCAAGGAAAGAUUUAUCCAAUUUUUGACCUCUGCUGUGUCGACAGAAGUAAUGACUUAGCACCUAUCACACUCUGCCGUGUUUGAAUUUAUUCCAACAAACAGCAAAAGGCAUAAAUCAAAAAUAUAAACCACUACUUAUCUAAUGCCCUGGUUAGCAGUUAUUGUUGCAUAAUUAAUACUAUCCUAAUCUUAUAACACGACAUCAUUUAAGUGGCAGCAUUUAGUUCACCCAAUCUUUCUUUUAAACUUACUAUCUGAUCUCCUGAAUUGGCAAGAAAUAUGUUUGUAAUGUUCAGCUGUAAAGUAGAUUUUCAUUUCACGGAGCUUAAUUGCUUAGGACAUUGAACUGUGGGGUUUAUUGGUUUAUAUAAAUUAUCCAAAUGUCAUGAAAUUUAAUGAAAAGUGCUGUAAUCAAAUCCACGACAAUUAACCAUUUUUUAAAAUGUUCAAACUUGGGUCAAAAGAACCCAAUGUGAAAAGUAUAACAUUCUAUCUCAUCUUUUUUCAAGAUUUUUCCAUCUCCAACAAAGAGUGAUUUUGUUUUGUGUUUUUAUUUGUAUGAUGUCUGGAAUGUAACAAUUUAGUGAUGGAUGCAAAUGUUAUUGUCCAUAUUAAGUUUGUAUCUUGAAAAUUUAUUGUAUGGGGGGGUGGGGUGGAUAUUUGGUCCAUCAUGCCUUGGCUGACUCUUUUAAAGAUCUGACCAAUUUGUCUUAUUUCCCUGGUCCAUUCAACAAGGGUCCUUUAUGUUUUCCCCUACUCUGAAAAGAAUGUAGACAAGCUUUGUGAGCAUGUUGCCAGGAUUUGAGGCCUGAGCCAUAGGGAAAGAUUGGAUAGGCUCAAAUUUUAUUCCUUUGAGUGCAGAAGGCUGUGGGGUGAUCUUAUAGUGGUGUAUAAAAUUAAAAGAUUUUAUAAGACACUUGGACAGGUCCACAUAUAGGGAAGGUUCAGAGAGAUAUGGGCCAAAUGCAGGCAGGUAGGACUAGUGUAGAUGGAGCAUCUAAGUGGCCAGGGCAGGUUGGGCCAAAGGGCCUGUUUCUGUGCUGUAUGAUUCCAUGGAGGGAGGAGUGAAUGCACAGUGUAUUUUUCCCAGGGAAGGGGAAACAAGAACUGAAGGGCAUAUGCUAAGGUGAAAAUGGAAGGAUUUGAACCUGAAGGGUUGUCAGAUUUUAAUAAAGGCGAUUUUUAUACAUUUUGGUUUUAUCUUGUAGAAAUAACAGCAGUGUUUAUACAUAGUCCCCCCAUUUCAAGGCACCAUAAUGUUUGGACACAGCACAAUGUCAUGUAAAUGAAAGUAGUCAUGUUUAGUAUUUUGGUGCAUAUCCUUUGCAUGCAAUGACUGCUUGAAGUCUGCGAUUCUUGGACAUCACCAGUUGCGGGGUGUCUUCUCUGGUGAUGCUCUGCCAGGCCUAUAUUGCAGCCCUCUUUAGCAUAUGCUUGUUUUGGGGGCUAGUCCCCUUCAGUUUUCUCUUCAGCAUAUAAAAGGCAUGCUCAAUUAGGUUCCGAUCGUGUGAUUGACUUGGUCACUCAAGUAUUUACCAUUUUUUUUAGCUUUAGCAGUGUGUUUGGGAUCGUUGUCUUUCUGUAGAAUGAACCCCCCAGCCAAUGCGUUUUGAGGCAUUUGUUUGAACUUGAGCAGAUAGGAUGUGUCUUCAUUGACCUGCCAGUCCCUUUGCGAUUGGAAAGCUCACCGGUGCUCUCUUUCUUCUUAAUUAUGUUAUAAACAGUUGAUUUUGCUAAGCCUAAAGUUUGGCUGAUGUAUCUAACAGUUUUAUUCUUGCUUCUCAGUCUCAUAAUGGAUUCUUUGACUUUCAUUGACACAACUUUGGUCCUCAUGUUGAUAAACAGCAAUAAAAAUUUCCAAAGGUGAUGGAUGGAGGAAUACUAGGUGCUGAGACCUCUCUUAUACCUGCUGUACAGCUGUAAUUUCUACAUGAUGAAACCGAAAUGUAUGAAAAUGGCUUUUAAUAAAAUCUGACAAUGUGCACUUUAACCACAUGUGAUUUCCUCCAUUACAAAUCUCAAAUUGUGGAGUAGAGGAAAUAAAUGAAUGAUGGGUCUUUGUCCCAUACAUUAUGGAGGGCACUGUAGGUAAUUUUGUCAAAGUUACAUUUAUUUUUCUGAGGAAUUGAUAAUGGGUCUACAAAUUGUACUUUGUGGAUGGUUUUUACAACUGAUGAUACAUUGAAGAAAUUUUAAGUACUCUAAAAAAUAACCAUGCUGAUUUUCAAAAUAAUAUUUGGACACAACAGAAAUAAUCUUAUUUCCUUGAUCCCUGGGCAUCUUUUUAAUUUGUAGUUGGAUCUUAAAUCUACUGAUUUCAUUCAGGCUUGAAUACACGACUAAAUAGCACUCAUGUGAAAUUUCCUUUCAUUGCAAAGUGCUAGAAAGUUGCGCAACAUCUAAUCUGAUUGUAAAUUGUUGUUAGUUUUUUGUUGAAUGUUCAGUUCCAUUUGUAGAAUCAUUACAGAACAUUUUGAUGAAUUAAGUAUUUUCUUUCUAAUUUGUAACAUCAGAUCCAUAAAUCAACCUGAGGAACAUGUACUGGAUAAAUAUGGACAACUUAUUGAAUGCUGCAUGUAUCGUUACGAAUUUAUAAAUAAAACAGUUGAUUUUGUACUGGUAACAUUUGUUUGUUUUUUUUGUUUGAUAAUUCGCACGGAAAACACAUUUGCCCUUCAAGCAUUGAGUAUGGAUACAAUUCCAGCACACUAGCUUUGGAGUCUGUUUGUGAAUCCAGCAAAUGCAUCAGGGACUCUGAAGAAAUAUCUAUUAGCAUUUUGUUUACUGUCAUUUUAAAUGCAGCAAAAGCAAUUAAGGAAGGAAAGACAUGAAACAAUUCUUA
Leucoraja erinaceus (little skate) is the source of this 7074-nucleotide messenger RNA. RefSeq names its product E3 ubiquitin-protein ligase TRIM50-like. Bases 2889 to 4316 code for a protein of 475 amino acids. NCBI's taxonomy places the organism in Eukaryota, Metazoa, Chordata, Chondrichthyes, Rajiformes, Rajidae. Gene Ontology annotation, molecular function: zinc ion binding; protein binding. The record is from RefSeq and is a predicted model, not a curated record. The transcript has 6 exons.